Molecule: messenger RNA, 1603 nt
Organism: Ilex paraguariensis (yerba mate)
Lineage: Eukaryota; Viridiplantae; Streptophyta; Magnoliopsida; Aquifoliales; Aquifoliaceae
Source: the annotation of a GenBank genome assembly
CCCCGCACGAGUUCGAUCUUAGUCCCCGAAAACCCCCCACUUCCACUGCUAAGUUUUCGGUACUUGUCCUUGUGUUGCUCGGGAAAUUUUGAAGAUGAUGCUUAGAACAGUUCGGAAUUUGAAAACUAAGAGUGAUGGGGGCUUCUUGGCGAAUUGGAGAAGAUAUUUCUCUGUUUCUAGGCAACCUGUUAUGGAUAUGGCCUCUAAAGAUGGUGAAUUGAGGGUUUUUAUUGUUGCCGGUGAGGUUUCUGGAGACAGUAUCGGAUCUCGCCUCAUGGCUUCCCUGAUGAAGCUAUCUCCGUUGCCUAUACGCUUCGCCGGUGUUGGAGGGUUGAUGAUGUCCAACCAAGGAUUGAAAUCUCUGUUCCCCAUGGAGGAUAUUUCAGUAAUGGGGAUCUGGGAGUUGUUGCCGCAUCUGAAUAAGUUGAGAGUUAAUUUGAAACAGACAAUGGAGGCUGCACUUCUCUUUAAGCCUCAUGUUGUUGUGACAGUGGAUUCCAAGGGUUUUUCCUUCCGAUUCCUAAAGCAGUUAAGGGCUAGAUAUGAUCAGCAAGCAUUGGUUAGCCUUCCUCCACACUUCCAUUAUGUUGCACCAUCAUUCUGGGCCUGGAAAGGGGGUGAAAAAAGACUCAAAGCGCUAUCUGAGUUCAUAGACCACGUGUUCUGUAUCCUUCCAUUUGAGGAGGAAGUUUGCAAAGUGCAUGGACUAGCUGCAACCUUUGUGGGUCACCCCAUGCUGGAAGACGUUUGGGAGUUACAGUCCGUACAGUCGGAAAUGGACGCUACAGAAAAUGGAUGGAUAGUUAAAGGAAAUGGUGGGGAAUUUCGAAGUAAACAUGGGAAAUCUUCAGAAUCCACAAUCAUUUCAUUGCUUCCUGGAAGCAGAUUACAGGAGGUAGAGCGAAUGAUUCCCAUUUUCUCAGACACUAUGGAACUAUUGAAAGACUCAUUUUCCGAGUUAACAACGGUAGUUCAUGUGGCACCUAAUCGGCACGUGGAAGAAUAUGUCAGCAAAGCUGUUUGUGAGUGGCCUGUAUCUGUAGUAUUGAUUCCUGGAGGAUCUUCACAGCUGAAGUAUGAUGCAUAUAGUGCUAGCAAUGUAGCAUUGUGUACAUCUGGCACAGCAGCUAUUGAGUUGCAGCUUGCACAGUUACCUUGUGUUGUUGCCUAUCGGGCCAAUCUCCUGACUGAAUGGUUUAUAAGGCGCAAAGCUAGAAUAUCAUAUAUCUCCCUCCCCAAUAUUCUUCUGGAUUCAGCUAUAAUCCCUGAAUCGCUUUUUCAAGCUUGUACCCCAUCGAAGUUGGCCCCAUUGCUCGUGGACCUAAUACGCAACAAAAGCCUCCAAGAAGAACAGAUAACUGCUGCUGAAAAGGUUAUUGGAUUACUAUGUCCGAAAAGAAUUUGUCACCACUCAAUACGGCAGCCUUUUACUUCAGUUUACCCUGAUUACACACCGAGCAUGAUUGCAGCAUCCAUUGUCUUAUACUCUAUUGUUCAGAUGAGCUUCUGUGAACUACUUUCAAGACGACAGACGAAACCAUGAAGAAAAUCUUUGGGUCUGAUGGGUUUAGGUAAAAAGGCUGACCCAGUCCAUCAGGUUUCC